GACGUGAAGUGAACAGAAGUGAAUUGAAAGCGAAAACUGAAAAUGGCUCGUACCAAGCAAACGGCUCGCAAAUCGACUGGUGGCAAGGCGCCACGCAAACAACUGGCUACUAAAGCCGCUCGUAAGAGCGCCCCAGCCACCGGAGGCGUGAAGAAGCCUCAUCGCUAUCGCCCCGGAACUGUGGCCCUGCGUGAGAUCCGCCGCUACCAGAAAAGUACCGAGCUGUUGAUCCGCAAACUGCCUUUCCAGCGUCUGGUGCGUGAAAUCGCUCAAGACUUCAAGACUGACUUGCGAUUCCAGAGCUCGGCGGUGAUGGCUCUGCAGGAGGCUAGCGAAGCCUAUUUGGUUGGUCUCUUUGAAGACACCAACUUGUGUGCCAUUCAUGCUAAGCGAGUCACAAUUAUGCCCAAGGACAUUCAGUUGGCCCGUCGCAUUCGCGGCGAGCGUGCUUAAGUUGAAACGGCUUCAAGUGGCAGCAAUGCGCUUUUAUUUGUACAAAUCGGUCCUUUUCAGGA
Molecule: messenger RNA, 515 nt
Organism: Drosophila ficusphila
Lineage: Eukaryota; Metazoa; Arthropoda; Insecta; Diptera; Drosophilidae
Product: histone H3
Exons: 1
Coding region: 43-453 (136 amino acids)
Cellular component (GO): nucleosome
Molecular function (GO): DNA binding; protein heterodimerization activity; structural constituent of chromatin
Source: RefSeq, a predicted model, not a curated record